Messenger RNA from Oppia nitens, 1599 nucleotides. RefSeq lists its product as uncharacterized. Gene Ontology annotation, molecular function: transmembrane transporter activity. Bases 1 to 1599 code for a protein of 532 amino acids. The transcript has 2 exons. Gene Ontology annotation, cellular component: membrane. The record is from RefSeq and is a predicted model, not a curated record. Lineage: Eukaryota; Metazoa; Arthropoda; Arachnida; Sarcoptiformes; Oppiidae. Gene Ontology annotation, biological process: transmembrane transport.
AUGGGUUCGGCCAACAGUUGGCUGAGCGACAAAUGGACAAUAGCUUGGAUAGUGAUCCGGUCGCUGAAGAUCGAGCCGUUUAUAUUUCUGUUUGUAUUGAGUACUACUGUAUCCAAUUUGACUACCACACAGCUGAUCCAGGAUAAGAUAUGUGUCAACAAAUAUCAUCGGUCUCAGGAUUAUUGUGUCAAAAUUAGUACAUCCAGUGGCGGUGAUGAUGAUACCGGUGCUAUUGAUGAUGUUGAUGACGGUACCCGUAGCCAUAUACUGGCCGAUUUGGCCCAGUUUUCAAUCUAUACGACUAUUAUGGGAACAUUGCCWGCCUUUUUCUAUCUGCUAUUUAUUGGUCCGUUUCUCGACAGUUAUAUUCACGCCCGCAAACUGAUCUUAAUGUUAGACCAUCAUUACAUGCUAUUAUCAUACAUACCGGUAGCCAUGUUUGGUGGUUGGCCCUGUGUUUGGCUAACCGCUUACAGUUAUAUGACUAACAAUACUAUCGAAAAGUAUCGGUUCAUCAAGUUUGCCGUGUAUGAGCUGGCAGUUUUUAUAGGUAUAACCACCCAACCAACCACUUACCCCAUGUCCAUUAAACAUACUCAAUUAGCUAUACGGUUAUUUUUUGAACUAGCCGGUCCAUUGGGCACMUACCUGGGCGGCUUACUGUURGGCAAUGGCAAUCCUGAUGCCGGCGCCAACAAUCAAAUACAUAACUAUAAGUGGGUGUUUGCCGUUAGUAUYGGCACAUCACUGAUGGCUUUUAUUUGGGUAACGGUUGUCAUCAAUGAGAAAUCACAGAGGAAUGUCAUCGAAAACAAACCGAYCGCCGAUAUCAACGGCAACAAUAUCAUCGACAACAACAAGUCAUCAUCAGAUGAUGAGGAACUAUCRUCAGCUAAAUGUGUGGGACAUAUAGUUCAUAGCAAUAAAUUUCGUUUUAGAUACAUGUUUGACGUAGAAAAUCUACGCCAAGUAGUGCGGACAGCCCUAAAACCCCGCCCUAACARAGGUCGCACCUACUUAUGGUUAUUGUUUUUCUGUAUGUGUAUUGUUAUUAUGUCCGACAUUAAAGCCUUUAGUGUAUUGUUUCCCUAUACGGAACGUCAGUUCGGUUUCGAUGCCCAAACCUAUAGYUAUGUACGAUCGGUAGCCGAAAUCGGUCAGAUCAUYAUAAUGGCCGUAACAGUACCGAUACUGUCCACCUAUUUYCAGYUAAGCGACACAAAAAUGGGUAUCAUUGGUCUCGUAUCGAUAUUCGCAUCGGAUAUGUUAGUCGGYUCKUGUAUCCGAUCGCCAAUCGGUUUGUAUCUGAUGUACGGUGCGGCCAGUAUUGCCAACAUAAGCUCGGUUGCCAUACGGGCCCUGCUGUCGAAAAUAGCUACCGAUCGSGAAUCGGGUCGUGUAUUUUGUUUGUUGGGUGCACUGGARGCCAUURUWCCUACACURCAGUCACUGUACAGUAAUACACUGUUCSAGUAUACCAUCGACUGGUAUCCAUCCCUGUGCUUUCAAACGGCCGGUGCUUUUACAUUGAUUCCAAUCUAUAUAUUCAUUUGGAUGGACUUAACUUAUCUGAUAAAACCUGAAGACAAUACUAAGUAA